CGGCUCUGCGGCGUUUCGGCCUGUUGCAGUACCUGUGCUUGUGGGGCAUUUGCGGCCUGCGCCCGCGCCGCCGCCGCCGCCGCCGCCGCCAUGAGCCGCCUUAGCAGGAUGCAGCGGCAAGUUCUGGGCCUGUACCGCGAGCUGCUGCGCGCUGGGCGCGGGAAGCCGGGCGCCGAAGCGCGGGUGCGGGCCGAGUUCCGGCAGCACGCCUGCCUGCCGCGCUCCGACGUGCUGCGCAUAGAAUACCUGUACCGCCGCGGGCGGCGCCAGCUCCAGCUGCUACGCUCCGGCCACGCCACGGCCAUGGGCACCUUUGUGCGCUCGAGGGGUUCACCCGGCGGCUUGGGGUUCUCGGAAGCUCCGCCUGCAGACAGUGAUGGACCGAGGAGCCCGCUCAACAGCGCGGGGGCACCGGAGACCCCGCCCGAUGGACGGCAACAGAAGACGCCCGCCCGCUAGCGCAGGAGAGGCAGGAGGCCCUCUUGACUGUGUGUGUGAGGGGGACCGGGUAACUGCCUCACGGAAGGUAAGAGCUCUUGAGAGCCUGUUUCGAAGGAUUGGGGGAAUCGGAGAGCCCCGUGAUGGACGGCAAACAUGCCCGACCUUGCCCGAAUGCAGGGUGACAGGUCGGGGCGCCCGCUGGCUGAACCGCGUCAAGCUGAGAGAGCUCCUUGCUCGAAGGCAUGGGAAGCCGGGACUCCCCGCUGAGAUGGCGAGAGAUCGAGACACCCCUGCCUUAACUCAUGAGAGCACACCCAUCCCUGGCUCCUCAAGACUUCCCCUUCCUGUAUUUAAUUCGGAGAGAGCAGACUCUUUUCUGAGAAGUUUGGAAAGAUGCCCUAAUGGAUGGUGAGAAGCCCGGAACCCCUUUUUGGAAAAUUCUUCCCCCAUUAAUUAUGACAAAUCAGGACCGAUGAGGAGGGGUGUGGGGAUAGGGGUCUUUCCCCACCAGCUGACCGACUGAAGACUCCUACUUGAUGGUUCUGAGGGGAAUCUCUGAUUCCUGCUUCCCCACCCCCAUCCCAGGCUGUGGAACAAAAGUAAUAAAGUUAGGGAUAUACUUCCUUCCCUGUUGGUUGUCCUAAGGA
Choloepus didactylus (southern two-toed sloth) is the source of this 1088-nucleotide messenger RNA. RefSeq names its product succinate dehydrogenase complex assembly factor 1 (gene SDHAF1). Bases 91 to 459 code for a protein of 122 amino acids. The transcript has a single exon. Gene Ontology annotation, cellular component: mitochondrion. The record is from RefSeq and is a predicted model, not a curated record. Lineage: Eukaryota; Metazoa; Chordata; Mammalia; Pilosa; Megalonychidae. Gene Ontology annotation, biological process: mitochondrial respiratory chain complex II assembly.